UACACGAAAAUCCAGUUUUCCUUUGCAGUCAUAUGAAAAUGUUCUCUAUAGGCUCAACCUCAGCUGUUGGUGACAUUUAAACUAAGUAAAUACAGCACUGAUGUAGAAUCUAGGACUGUCAAUAGGCUACAUCCUAUUUAAGAACUGCGUAUAGUCAAGAAAUUCCUUCCACACCUUAGUUUGACACACCUACUCAGGGCUGAUUCGAUUGUCAUUGCUGUAUUAAAUGAUACAAUGCAGCCUCUCCUCAUUUGGCUGAACUGUUAUCUGCAUUGAAGGUCACCUCUGUUGUACACUGAAGCUCAGAAAAUUAAGGAAAUGGCUUUUGCAAAGUCGCUGUUGAGGACCCUGUUUCUCGUUCUCCUGGGUAUGUUGCUUUCUUUUGUUCUUUUUGAGACUGACUUUAAAAGGUCACAGUCACUGCCUGAUAUCAAAAUACCAGUGCAAUACCAUGUUGACCUGCCUGGCUGCUCGGCUAUCAUCUCUGGUGAAAUUCAGGGCAAGGAAGACAAAUUACAAGUGCUUCUGGCAUCCAAGAAAAGACAGAGUUUGUUAUCUGAGGAGUUCUAUCUUAAUGUGACAAAGGACUGUCAAGCUUACAUUGAAAAGAGAGGUUUCAUCACAACACCUCUCAGUGAGGAGGAGAGAGACUUUCCCAUUGCCUACUCCAUGGUGAUCCAUGAGAAGAUUGAGAUGUUUGAGCGCCUUCUACGAGCUGUUUACACUCCUCAGAACAUCUACUGUGUGCAUGUGGACCAGAAAUCCACUAAGGAAUUUCAGAAGGCUGUAGAGGCAAUUGUUUCCUGCUUACCUAAUGUGUUUGUGGCCAGUAGAUUAGAAAGAGUGGUAUAUGCCUCAUGGUCAAGAGUGCAGGCGGAUCUCAACUGCAUGAAAGAUCUGUUGGGGUCACACGUCCAGUGGAGGUACCUGCUCAACACCUGUGGGACUGACUUCCCCAUCAAAACCAAUAGGGAGAUGGUUCAGGCUCUGAAGUCUCUCAACGGAAGAAACAGCAUGGAAUCUGAGGCCACCAAUGACUACAAGAAAAACCGUUGGCGUUAUCAUUACAAUGUCACCAACCAAGUUGUCCAGACGAAUGUGAGGAAAAGCCCCCCUCCCAUUACGAGCCCCAUGUUCUCAGGAAAUGCCUACUUUGUGGUCACAAGGGCCUUUGUGAAACAUGUGCUGCAGGACAGAGAGGUUCAGAAAUUACUGGAGUGGGAGAAGGACACAUACAGCCCUGAUGAGCACUUGUGGGCCACUCUGCAGAGGAUGCCCUCCGUUCCUGGAUCCAUGCCUGCUAAUGUCAAGUACGACACAUCAGACAUGCAAGCCAUCGCUCGUGUGGUGAAGUGGAGCUAUUUAGCAGGAGAUAUGAGAGACGGAGCCCCGUACGAUCCAUGCACUGGGAUCUAUAGAAGAGCAGUUUGUGUGUACGGAGCUGGGGACCUCAAGUGGCUCCUGAGACAACACCACCUCUUUGCAAAUAAGUUUGAUCCAGAGGUUGAUGACAUCGCCCUGAGGUGUAUGGAGUCAGUUCUGUUUUUCAAAGCUUUAGGCCAUGAACCACAGUUGAUUGAACAAUACUCCAACAUUUUGUGAAGCUUAUAUAUCAUUUAUUUAACCAAGUAAAAGUCUCAUUGAGAUUAAAAUCUUUUUUCUGAGUGACCUGAAAUGUAGAUUUGAAAUGUAAUUUUUGAGAUAAGGCAAAACUUCAUACUUAUUACAGGAACCACUUUUACAGAAACCAUAUUAAUUUAUUAUCAAAAAUAGUUAAGAUCUUGUCCUUUCUUAAUUAUGUGCCUGUUAAUGUUAUUUUCACAUGUAAUAUGAAUGUAAUAUGUAAUAUGUGGAUUUAAAUGUUACUGUGAAAACUUUGCUAUGGAUCUCAUGUAAUUUCUUAUAAUAUUCUGUCCAUUUUAAUGAUAUUGUCAUGUAAUUUCUGUGCCUUCAUAUGAUUUCAAUGAAAUCUGUAUUAGUAGUGCCAUCUAGUGGGAACUCAUUACACACACUACAUUACCUUCAGUAGCUUGGUGAUUAUUAUUUGAAUCUUUUCUAACAUACUCACAACAUUGCCAUAGGCAUUUACUGAUGCUGUAUAAUCAUCUCUAUCUUGUUACCACUGCAAAAGUGGAACUAUAUGGAAUAAAAAAAGUACAAAACGAUGAUGUGGAUCCAUGACUUUACUUGGAGUAAAUAAUGUUAUCUUAAGACCUACAGAUUUGUUUCAGAUUGUUGCUCUCAGAAAUGUUGUCCCUCCACAAGUCUGAGGGCACGUUCAAGUGAGCGGUAAAAAAAAAAAAAAAAAAAAAAAAAAAAGACCCAACAACUUUAUUUUCCCCAGGCAGGAUUCUAACAGACGUCAGCAGUGAACAGUGAAAAAGGUGCGGUCAAAACUUGUUCUAUGAAAUGCCACUCAGUGGGUCAGAGACCUGAAAUGUAGUUUAAAAUCAGAGCAACCAUAAAAAUAUAUUAAUUUCUCUCCUUUGUCACCUUUUGAAUAUAAAUAUAUAUUUAAAUGUAUUAAAGCAGAACAUGCAUCAACCAUUUUAACAGAGUGCCUUAAAUAAAGUGUAGAUACAACAGUAACUAGGAAACAACCAUAAGCUAAAUUUGACAUGAUAUACCGGCAGUAAAUAAAAAGGAUUAAAAAGGUUUCAGACAGCAUGUGGAAAAAGGCUGAAGAUCAAGCUGCUUGACACAGUAAUACAGCAAGAUGUUCCACAAUGUAACAGGCAGCAUAGUUUCAAAAGGGCACUUUCCUGAUACUAAGAGUCUCCAGUCAUGUGGCCCAGAACAUAAACACAAGAGUGGCUGUGGUUCUGAACAUUCCUCAUCGCUCUCUUCCUCCAGAUCUUGCAUUGCCAGCAGGGUCACUCUGGAACAGCAGCAGCUGCGAUCUCCACUUUGCCGUGCAUGUCCUGGUCGAUUC
Messenger RNA from Thunnus maccoyii (southern bluefin tuna), 2932 nucleotides. It is a transcript of the gene gcnt3, whose product is annotated as glucosaminyl (N-acetyl) transferase 3, mucin type. Lineage: Eukaryota; Metazoa; Chordata; Actinopteri; Scombriformes; Scombridae. The coding region runs from base 319 to 1602 and encodes 427 amino acids. Gene Ontology annotation, molecular function: acetylglucosaminyltransferase activity. The record is from RefSeq and is a predicted model, not a curated record. Gene Ontology annotation, cellular component: membrane. The transcript has a single exon.